GAUUGAGUAAAACAUGAAGUAAAUAAAGCAGUUAGAAGUAUUUACAAGUGUUUAUAUUAACAUGGCUACAAAGCGUAAAUCAGACGUAGCUGUUCCGGCUGAGGAGAGCGAUCAGCUCCUAAUCAGACCUUUAGGUGCUGGUCAAGAGGUGGGUAGAUCAUGCAUCAUCCUGGAAUUCAAGGGACGUAAAAUUAUGCUGGACUGUGGCAUCCAUCCUGGUCUAGAAGGCAUGGAUGCUCUGCCGUACAUUGAUUUGAUCGACCCUGCUGAAAUUGAUCUACUCCUAAUCAGCCAUUUCCAUCUGGAUCACUGUGGCGCACUGCCGUGGUUUUUACAGAAAACCAGCUUUAAAGGAAGAACUUUUAUGACCCAUGCUACGAAAGCUAUAUACCGCUGGCUACUUUCCGAUUAUGUCAAAGUCAGUAAUAUAUCAGCAGAUGACAUGCUCUAUACUGAGACAGACCUGGAGGAGAGCAUGGACAAGAUCGAGACUAUUAACUUCCAUGAAGUGAAGGAGGUGGCUGGCAUUAAGUUCUGGUGCUACCAUGCUGGGCAUGUCUUAGGAGCUGCCAUGUUCAUGAUUGAGAUCGCUGGUGUAAAGAUUCUUUAUACAGGAGAUUUCUCUCGUCAAGAAGACAGGCACUUAAUGGCAGCAGAAAUUCCCAGUGUUAAACCAGACAUCCUUAUCACAGAGUCCACAUACGGUACUCACAUCCACGAGAAGAGGGAGGAACGAGAGGCCCGAUUUUGUAACACAGUUCAUGACAUUGUGAAUCGUGAAGGCCGCUGUCUCAUCCCUGUCUUUGCUCUGGGUCGAGCACAAGAGCUUUUGCUCAUUCUGGAUGAGUACUGGCAGAAUCAUCCUGAACUUCAUGACAUUCCUAUUUACUAUGCCUCCUCAUUGGCCAAAAAAUGUAUGGCUGUGUAUCAAACCUAUGUUAACGCCAUGAACGACAAGAUUCGCAAAGCCAUCAACAUCAACAAUCCCUUUGUCUUCAAGCACAUCAGCAAUCUCAAGAGCAUGGACCAUUUUGAUGACAUUGGCCCCAGUGUGGUGAUGGCAUCUCCUGGUAUGAUGCAGAGUGGUCUCUCUAGAGAACUGUUCGAGAGCUGGUGCACUGACAAGAGAAAUGGUGUCAUUAUAGCUGGCUACUGUGUGGAAGGAACAUUGGCCAAGCACAUCAUGUCUGAGCCGGAGGAGAUCACCACCAUGUCAGGCCAGAAACUGCAGCUGAAGAUGUCUGUGGACUACAUUUCCUUCUCUGCUCACACCGACUAUCAGCAAACCAGCGAGUUCAUCCGAGCACUCAAGCCACCCCAUGUGAUCCUGGUUCAUGGAGAGCAGAAUGAGAUGGCUCGCCUGAAGGCAGCUCUUAUUAGAGAGUAUGAGGAUAAUGAUGAGGUUCACAUUGAGGUGCAUAAUCCCCGAAACACUGAGGCGGUCACACUCAACUUCAGAGGAGAGAAACUGGCCAAGGUUAUGGGCUCUCUUGCCGAUAAGAAGUGUGUGCAGGGUCAAAGGGUUUCAGGGAUCCUGGUGAAACGUAACUUCAGCUAUCACAUCCUCACGCCCUCGGAUCUCUCCAAUUAUACAGAAUUGUCUAUGAGUACCGUGAAGCAGACUCAAGCCAUUCCCUUUACUGGACCCUUGUCCUUACUGCACAGCCAGUUACGUCACUUAGCAGGGCAUGUGGAGGAGGUGGAGACAGCGGAGAAAACCACACUGAGGGUCUUUAACAGCAUCAAUUUAAUUCAUGAUGCCAACAUGGUCAUAUUGGAGUGGGUUGCAAAUCCUCUGAAUGAUAUGUAUGCAGAUGCAGUAACCACAGUAAUUCUGGAGGUGCAGUCCAAUCCAAAAGCUCAGAAAAUUAUGCAUCCCAAAGAAGAGAAAAUGGAUCCUGAUAUGUUUCAGAACAGAUUACAGAUCAUGUUCCAAGACAUGUUUGGUGAGGAAUGUGUCGAAUUAAAGGACAAACAGAAUCUGUGUGUAACAGUAGACGGCAGGACUGCCAGCAUCAAUUUGGAAGCAAGGACAGUAGAUUAUGAGGAAACCAGCACAGAUGAUGAGUCUCUAAAGGAGAUGCUGGAGCUGGCAGUGCAGAGGCUCUAUGAUGCCAUGAACCCUGUGAUGUAAACAUUUAGCAGCACUUUCUCCCAUCAGUCUCAGUUCUCACAGUACAGGCCUGCACUGAGGCAUUACGUGUAAUAAAAACAGUGAAACACUGAUUUAGUUUAAA
This is a messenger RNA of Trichomycterus rosablanca, 2237 nucleotides long. RefSeq names its product cleavage and polyadenylation specific factor 3 (gene cpsf3). Bases 62 to 2134 code for a protein of 690 amino acids. Gene Ontology annotation, cellular component: mRNA cleavage and polyadenylation specificity factor complex. Gene Ontology annotation, molecular function: RNA binding; 5'-3' RNA exonuclease activity; RNA endonuclease activity. Gene Ontology annotation, biological process: mRNA 3'-end processing by stem-loop binding and cleavage. The record is from RefSeq and is a predicted model, not a curated record. The transcript is spliced from 18 exons. Lineage: Eukaryota; Metazoa; Chordata; Actinopteri; Siluriformes; Trichomycteridae.